Triticum dicoccoides is the source of this 2670-nucleotide messenger RNA. RefSeq names its product eukaryotic translation initiation factor 4B3-like. The record is from RefSeq and is a predicted model, not a curated record. The transcript is spliced from 2 exons. Bases 144 to 1412 code for a protein of 422 amino acids. Gene Ontology annotation, molecular function: translation initiation factor activity; mRNA binding. Lineage: Eukaryota; Viridiplantae; Streptophyta; Magnoliopsida; Poales; Poaceae.
GCGUCCGUCCGAUAAAACCCUAGCCUCCUCUGCCUUCACUGGCCUCUCAUCAUCCUAUAAUCCGCGAAUCACCCAACGCACCGCACCGCAGCCGCACCGCACGCACACCAACAACCAGAGCGCGCCGCAGAACACCCGACGACAUGGCCGUCGCCUCCGCCUGGGCCAAGCCCGGCUCAUGGGCUCUCGCCGCCGAGGAGCAGGACGACCUCCCCCCGCCGCCGCCCCCCGUCCCAGCCUCCGACUUCCCCGACCUCGCCACCGCCGCCACCACCAAGGUCCCCAAGAAGAAGAAGGUCCAGCCAGUCUCCCUCGCCUCGUUCAACAGCGCCAAGUUCGUCCUCCCCUCCUCCCGUGGGCCCACCCCAGACAUGCUGCUAAGCCUCCCCACCGGCCCCCGCGAGCGCACUGAGGAGGAGCUCGGCGGGGCACGCUGGGGCAACGUGUCUCGCGGCUCCGACGAGAUGCGACGUGGCGGAUCUGGCACGGAGGACUACGGCCCGUCCCGCGCCGACGAAGCGGAUGAUUGGGGUGUCAAGAAGCCGAUGGAGAGGAGGGAGCGGAUGGGAGGGUUUGGUGGUGAUUCGAUUUCGUCGCGUGCUGAUGACGUCAACGACUGGGUGUCCACCAAGAAGACGGCGCCUUCUCUACCCAUGGAGCGGAGGGAGCGUAGCAGCGCGUUUGGUAGCGAGUCGCAGGGACGCGCUGACGAUUCCACGAGCUGGGUUUCCAACAAGAGCUACUCUGCUCCCCCGCCCCCACCUUCGGAUGGCCGAAGGGGUGGGUCAGUUUGGGGUUUCAAUAGGGAUGGUUGUCCAGAUGCUGAUUCUUGGGCAAGGAAGAGAGAGGAGGUAAGCAGUGGUGGUGGUAGUAGCAGUACCCGUCCGCGUCUUGUUUUGCAGAAGCGAACUUUACCGAUUGCCGUUGCAACUGAUGGGGAGAAGGAUGAGGGUGUAGAGGAAGAGAAAGGAGAGUUUCAGCCCAAAAGCUGGUCUUGCAAUCCAUUUGGGGCUGCACGCCCACGUGAGGAAGUGCUUGCCGCAAAGGUGGAGAACUUGACGAAGGAGGUGUAUGAACAGGAGGAGAAGCUGGUGAUUCAACCAAAAGUCAGAUCUUGGAAUCCGUUUGGGGCAGCCCGCCCACGGGAGGAAGUGCUUGCUGGGAAGGGGGAAGAUUGGAGGAAGAUUGAUGAGAAGCUUGAGGCCCUGAAGGUGCGUGAAGCACCACCUGAGCUUAGGUCCCCUGGGAGGAGGGGUUCCCCAGUCCAAGGCGAGGAGAACGAGAACGGCGAAGUGCUGGAGAGGAGUACUGGCAGAGUGUGGAAGAAACCUACUGCAGUUGAGGCUGAAGUACUAUCUGAACAAGGGAGACUUCCUUGCUGUUCCAGUCAACCAAUUACACAAUCCACCUAACCCUCCUUUGGUCGCUUGUUGGAGGUGACUGCUAUUUCAUGUGCUUUUAUUUAGUAUAAAUAGAGAUGACAUGGUCAAUUUGAACACCUGUCAAUGCAGUGGUCAUUGGUUAAAUGAUCGCAUCCACUCUUUUGAUCAUUGUAGUUAACAUUUAUGAUAACUGUGUAUAUUAGGGGAUGUGAUGGUAAAGAUAACUUAUGACAAGAUCUGGCCAGUUCAUCAUGCUUGUUUUGUCCAAUAGUGUAGUAUAGGCUUAUGGCUAUACUAUGAUAACUCACUAGAAAGAAUUUUCAAGCGAUGUUAAGCUUGUCACCUAAGAUAUAUAUACCAAUCUUGUCUGAACUAUAAUUCAACAACAGUCCUGUUGGCAGGGGUUAUGAUUAUUUAUUUAUUUUUUUGAGAAAAAAGAGAAGAUUAAUCUUUGAUAUGCUACUGUAUAGUGUAAAGUUGUUUACAUCGCAAUACCUUGUUAGUUUGUUGGCGAUGUUGAGCCUGGUUUCUUGGUUAUGUUAAGCUUUAUCAGCAUAAUUUUCUUGUUUUGUGGGAUUGGGAUGUAUGAACGCAUAGAUUAAAAUCGCGGGCGAAGGAGAAUCGCGGGCGAGAUUUUUGCCGCGACGGUUAAGGAAGGAAUGGCACAAUCGCCCGCGAUAGCGCCGCGAUCUCCGGCGAUUUACCGAGCCAUGCAGAUCGCGGGGCAGUUUCAGAAACACGAUAGCGCAGAUUUCGCCCGCGAUUUAAAUCUUUGUAUGAACGUCCUAGGCUGUGAAUGGACAAAUGUGCUCACGUCUCUUCUGAUCAUUUCGGCCAUCUCCAAUGGGAUGCUUAAGGUUGUUGCUAAGGGAAAUAAUCUCCGUAGUUUUGCUAGUGUAGUUUUGCUAGUGUAGAAUCUAUUUCCACCCUAAGCCUGGUGUUCAAUUUUGCGCCUGGCGCCUGUGUGUUUCUUGUGUAUUUUUUUUUCUCAACGUUCUGGCUGCCACACCAGCAGUUUGCCUAUGAUAACGUGCUUAGCAUUGUAAGUGCCGAGUGCAUCUAAAUUAGCGUACGUCCAUUGGAGAUGGCCUUCAUAGCUUACUAAUUUUGUGUAAGCUCCUGUAAUAUGUUAUUUCUGAACGGAGGGAGUUUAUAAGGUGACGGUGAUGUUAUUUUCUUCCGUUUGAGAUCUUGUUACAGCUUCAUUCGAAUAACAAGCAUCAUUAGCAUCUUAUGGCGGUUUUCUAUUUUUGUGCCAGUAUUUUGUUGGUGCUGUAUCUGGGAUAAU